AUGGCAGAUGCAGCAGUAGAUACGAAUUCCACAAGUCAAAAAGCUGUAGCAAGUAAAAGCGAUACAAAUACUAAUCCAGGACAAAUACUAAAGUCUGCUGUAUGGACAGUAGAUGGUAUAGUGAAAUUCGUUCAAAAUGAAAUACUUUGUGCCCAUAUAAAGGAUCGAACUCAUGUUAUUUGUGAAAAUGAAGAAAUAGCCAUUGGAGUAGUGGUUUUUUUCGUUUCGACCGUGAUUAGUAUCUUAUAUGCCAUUAUUUCUAGAACUAUUAAAUAUGCAAAAAAGUUACGCAGACGUAAAAAACGCUUUAAAAGAAAAAGAAUAAGAGGAGCAUUAGAAGGAUAUGAAGACGACGAUGAAGAAUACGAUGAGGAAUAUGAAUACCAUGAUGAUGAAGACUGUGAUGACGAAGACAGCUAUGUACAUGAAGCGAAUUCAUUACAAGGAUUAAUACAUGCAUGGCUACGACCUAAUGACCAAAGGCAUAAACAUCAAAUUUAUCAACACCUAAUGCACCAAGGAACAAUGCUACCACCACAAAUAGUGCAUCCAUCAAUGCUACAACCACAAAUAGUGCAUGCAGUCACAAAUGCCACAACCACAAAUAGUGCAGUCACAAAUAAUGCAGCCACAAAUAGUGCAACCACCAAUGCAACAGUUACAAAUACCACAAUCAGAAAUGUCACAGUCACAAAUAGUGCAACCACCAAUGCAACAGUCACAAAUACCACAAUCAGAAAUGUCACAGUCACAAAUAGUGCAACCACCAAUGCUACAACCACAAAUAGUACAUCCUCAAAUCCAACAAGAACAAAUUCUUUCAUCGCGAAUAUUGCAUCCACCAAUACAUGGAAACGAAUUAGAUAA
Plasmodium fragile is the source of this 867-nucleotide messenger RNA. RefSeq lists its product as uncharacterized. The transcript is spliced from 3 exons. Bases 1 to 867 code for a protein of 288 amino acids. The record is from RefSeq and is a predicted model, not a curated record. Lineage: Eukaryota; Apicomplexa; Aconoidasida; Haemosporida; Plasmodiidae.